Messenger RNA from Nyctereutes procyonoides (raccoon dog), 2152 nucleotides. RefSeq names its product mitotic spindle organizing protein 1 (gene MZT1). Bases 167 to 412 code for a protein of 81 amino acids. The record is from RefSeq and is a predicted model, not a curated record. NCBI's taxonomy places the organism in Eukaryota, Metazoa, Chordata, Mammalia, Carnivora, Canidae. Gene Ontology annotation, cellular component: spindle; centrosome; gamma-tubulin ring complex. The transcript is spliced from 3 exons. Gene Ontology annotation, biological process: mitotic spindle assembly; gamma-tubulin complex localization; microtubule nucleation by interphase microtubule organizing center.
GCAACGAGGCUCCAAAUUUAAAUCAACGCAGCCUCACGCCGCCGACGAGCGCGAGGGGCGGAGCCUGCCCGGCGUGAGCGGGGGACGCGUGGUGUGAUUGCCCGGGAGAGAGGCUGGCGCUCCAGUUCCGGGUCAGGCCCUUCUCCCGCCUCCCUCGGCCUCCGCCAUGGCGAGCAGCAGCGGCGCCGGGGCGGCGGCGGCAGCGGCGGCGAACCUCAACGCGGUGAGGGAGACCAUGGACGUUCUGCUGGAAAUUUCAAGAAUUCUGAAUACUGGCUUAGAUAUGGAAACUUUGUCUAUUUGUGUACGGCUUUGUGAACAAGGAAUUAACCCAGAAGCUUUAUCAUCGGUUAUUAAGGAACUUCGCAAGGCCACUGAAGCACUAAAGGCUGCUGAAAAUACGACAAGCUGACUUUCUGGAGAAAUCCUGAUGAGAUAUGUCAAGCUCUUCAGGAGGAUUUGAAGAUUGCAUUGUAGUCAAGAAUGUACAGUGAAAUUACUGCAUGCAGCAGUGUAGAAACAUUUUCCUUUUUAAAAGAAUUAUAAAACCAUAGCUUUAUAAAUCAGUGGAAAAUGGCUUACAGAGAGAACUAUCAGAUGUGUUUACAUCACAUCUUACUUUUUUUUUAACAGCUCUAAUGCAUUGGCAUUGCUGUAUUCAUAUUUAUGUAUUCCUUAUUUAUAGCUCUGAUAGCUUUAAUUUUCUAAGCAGUCUGUCUAUCAGAUGUGCACAUCUGCUGUGCCUGGUUGAAGUAUAGUGGAACCCAUCAGAAGUAAUGUAGUAGUUAUGACUUGUUGACAUUUCCAUUAUAAAAUUUAAUUUUGAAUUGUUUAUGCAAAAUAACCAUAGAUUUGUGUUGUAUUGGGCUAAAAGUUGACAGAAUUUCAGCCACCAUUUAUGAAUUUUGAUUUAGACUUACAACAUAUCAGAAUCUGUUAUAAGAGCACAGAAAUUUGAAAUGAUUUGUUCUAAUCUGCUCUUCUUUAACACAGAAUAUUUAGUUUUUUAAACAUAAAAGUUUAUCUGUCACUUAGCAGUAUGAACCAGAUUGUUUUUGCAUUGAUUACAAAAUAAAACUUAGAAACUUAGAUUUAAAAGUGGUAGUGCUUAGUAUUGUCAUUUGAAUGAAUCAUUUAAAUUUAAUGAAAAUAUUGACAAUAUUUUUCUUUGAGUUUUAUACUCUACAUAUGACAACCUAAAAAAAAAAACACACAUAAUGAAACAUUUCUGACAUGCAAAAUUCUUUGAAGUUUAUUACAUAAAAAUAGUUUGAGUGCUUAUCUAAUAAAUCCCUAAAUAGGAAAUCUGUUUCAACAAAUACGAUAUUUUCUGAAAGAAUAAAUUUCCAGCCAUUAAACAAAAGCUAAAUAAUCAAGUGUUCUGUAUCAGGAAUUAUAAGUAUUCCUUUCUAAGGACACUUUGUCAUUAUUUUUUCCCUGAAAGUUUUAACUAAUCAAAGUGGUGGUUCAAAGUAAAUUUUAGAAAAUGUAGGAUAGUGUUAAAUCUGUUCCUGUAGCAGAAUCUUAUUGGAAUAUUUUUCCCAAGGCUGAUAGGAUUUUAAUCUGAUUUUAUUUUAGAUUUUGUUAGCUUCCAUUUAAAUGAUAGUAUAAGCAUUUACUCUUUAGCAGCAUUUUUUUGUUCUUCAGACAAAUUAGCACUAAUAUUUAAGUGACAACCUUCUGCACUAUUAUAAAAAUCUAGUCUUGAUUAUUUUGACUGUAAGCACCUAGAAUCUUUACCAAGGGCACUAGAAAGGUGUAUUAUUGGCAGACUUGGUUGGGAAACAAUAACGACUUGUGAUAAGUCAUUUAUUUGAUAGUAAACACUGCAGAUCCUGCAUGUUGUUACUCAUAAAAUCAUAAAGACAUUUUUGUCAAGCUCCAAAAUCGGUAUAUACUCUUAGGCCACAAGAGUUAAUAGUUUUAUUUAUGGUUUUGUAGAUUAAGUUAUUUAUGUUUGAUACAGAGCAGGAAAAUAUAUUGAGAAGGCCUAUGGUUACAGAGAACUUCUUUAAGUGUUACAUUUAAAUGUAAACAUAUAUUUUUAAUGCAUACUUAAGUACUAUUUAACAAAAUCAAAACAAAUUGUAAUGAUACAAUUGGCAGUGUUAUGCAUGUUGUCAGUGACAGAAAUAAAACCAUUUUGGUGAUA